Molecule: messenger RNA, 1185 nt
Organism: Cyphomyrmex costatus
Lineage: Eukaryota; Metazoa; Arthropoda; Insecta; Hymenoptera; Formicidae
Gene: P5cr
Product: Pyrroline 5-carboyxlate reductase
Exons: 6
Biological process (GO): L-proline biosynthetic process
Molecular function (GO): pyrroline-5-carboxylate reductase activity
Source: RefSeq, a predicted model, not a curated record
CUCGUGCUCGUAUCAGUGUUGCGUGACUGUGACAGAUUUGAUAACCUCGAUAAUUGUCUUUAACAUUUAAUAUCUCGAUUCGCAGGGCAGGCGAUAUUUUUUUCUUUCAGAUUCUUUCAUUUCAUGCAAUAACGUGUCGAAUAAGCCUAAUUUCAUUAAUAUUGGUGAGGAGAGAGGGAUUAAUGUAAACACCAACAAGCCUACUGGUGUCAAUUACCAAAAUACAAUUAUUCUCGAUAGUACUUAUACGUACGAACGUAUGCAUAUACAUUUUUAACCAAACACACGUGGUAAUUGUUUACUGCUUCAGCGUAUAAUUAUUUAAUACGUAAAUCGCAGUCAAUUCUGAUGGAACAAUAUCUAAAAUCCACCAAAGUUGGAUUUAUUGGAGGCGGAAAUAUGGCUAGUGCUAUAGGCGCUGGCUUAAUUCGCAAAGGUAUAUUAAAUUCAGAUAAUGUCUGGGUUUCUAGUCUUACGGAGAGAACACAUGAAUUUUGGAAGGAUCUAGGAGCUCAUCCGACGUUGAAAAACAAUGAAGUUGUAAAUAACUGUGACAUAGUAUUUCUGACAGUAAAACCACAUAUGUUGGACGAUGCACUUAAGACUAUUGUAGGGAAAGAAGAAAGUAAAAAAUUUGAGAACAAACUCUUUAUUUCAGUACUCGCUGGAGUAACACUUAAAGUCUUGUAUGAUAAACUCUCUGCGAUUGUGAUUUCACCAAGAAUAAUUAGAUCCAUACCAAAUACACCCAUGAUGAUUGGAGAAGGAAUUACAGUUUAUUGCAGCAACAACGCCGAAUUAAAAGAUAUGGAAGUGGUGGAUUCAAUAUUUUCUUAUAUCGGCAUGAGUCAUAAUGUUCCAGAAAGUCUUAUGAAUGGCAUUGGUGGUUUAUCAGGUAGUGGCCCAGCAUUUGCAUAUCUCAUCAUAGAAGCAUUAGCAGAUGGAGCUGUGAAAAUGGGAGUGCCAAGGCCAUUGGCAACUAAGUUUGCAGCGCAAGUGCUAGUAGGAGCUGGAAAAAUGGUAUUAGAAACCGGACGACAUCCUGGUCAACUGAAAGAUGAAGUCUGUUCGGCUGGAGGUACCACUAUUACUGGCAUUCAUGCUAUGGAAAAGGGAGGAGUCAGGGGAUCUAUGAUGAAUGCUGUCGAAGCUGCUGUGAAUAAAACAAAUGAACUAACUUUUCAA